GCGGCACCGCAGACUGUUACGGAGGAGCCAAAAAGCACACACCAAGAGCAUGUCAUUCCCACGACGCAGGAGACCUUUGUUACCACGACAUAUCCAGAAAUUGCAGACCCGGUCGACCCCUGCCGCAAUUUGACUCGAAACGACUUGAUCAAACAGCGCGUAGUUUUCAGCAGCAACAUUUUCGCCAUCAACGUUGCCAUGUUGGUGUUUGCACUCUUUGCUCCUAAGAACAUCUCGGGACGUUGGGUACUGUCAUUCAUCGUCUUCAUCAAGUCCAAGGAUUGUAUCUCUUCCAUCAUCGGCCUGUUGUAUCUGAUCUACAAGGCGAUCAAAGAAUUCUUCAAGCCGCCACCACCAGUCGAGUCGAAAUGGAUCUUGUCCUUGAUCCCUGCCUUCUCGGAGUCGGAAGAAAUGAUCAGAAACUGUGUCUUCUCGCUCCGAGACAACGACGCCCAGCCACAUAAACAAGUCAUGUGCAUUAUCCUGGAUGGCAAACCAAGAGACGUCAAGCAGUACAUGCGUAUCACAACCACUUUCAAGCGCAAAUACGUUACAUCGAGGUUCAAGCGUAAUGAAGUGGUCAUCACAGCUGGAUUCAUGGAAGAUGUACCAGUCAUCGUCUUUGAGAAGGUCAAGAAUGCAGGCAAGAAGGAUUCGCUCAUCUUGUGCCAUGACCUCUUCAAUGUCAUGAGAGAAGAUGCUCCUCUCUACACCAAGUUACUACGCAAGGAGAUCGAGAGGAACGUGUUGCCAUCCCUUGUUGGCGAAAGCUUCCCUGGAUUCGAUAUGGUUUUCUGUACCGAUGCCGACUCGGUCAUUCACAAAGGUGCUGUAGCAGGUCUGGCAAAUGCUCUCGUUCGCGAUCCCAAGGCCAUCGCCUCCUGUGGAUUGGUGCUGGUCGAGCUUGAAGCUGGUGCAGAAUGGUCCUACUGGAACUUGUACCAGCAAUUUCAAUACAACUUUGGUCAGUUCGUCAGACGACAAGCUGAGAGUGUAUGGGGUAAAGUCACUUGCCUUCCUGGAUGCAUCACCAUGGUCGCAGUACGACCAGAGAUGGCAGGAGCAAUGACUAGAUACGCAGCUCCUAUCACUGCAUACCCUGUGCUCUUACACCAAGUCCAAUACUUGGGCACCGACCGAAGGCUCACCUACUCGAUGCUGUCUCAAAGCAAAGACCUACACACAUUAUUCGUACCGGAUGCAGUCAGUGAGACCGUGGCUCCGCAAUCACUCAAGCACUACCUCAGUCAGCGAAGACGCUGGGGUAGCAACGCCUAUUUCAACAACUACUUUUAUUUUGCCGGCGAGAAUAUGAUCUGGAUCACGCGACUGUGGGCGUGCAUUGAAGUGACAAGACUCAGCCUGGUAUAUUACCGUGUGGCCAACACGAUUCUCUUCAUAUACGGACUUGUCAGCAGCUUCGACCUCAUGUCCAUCAUCCCACUUUUGAUCGUUUCACAACUGCCGACACUCUGGUUUCUCAUCAACACGGCGACAAACAAACAGCUUCGCCAACGAGCUCACAAGAUCUUGCUGGGGCUGGUAAUUAACAAGUUCAUGGCGCCCAUCAUGUCUGUCUGCGUCUUCACAAUUGUCGUCAAGAACCUGGGCUCACAAGCAUGGGGGCUGACGCAUGGUGCGACGAGUGCAGCACCAGCAGCCGCAGCCACAGCCGCCGUUGCCGAAGUGGCCGAAAAAGAGAAGGCAGAGACACAGCAAGGACUCCUCGAAAGCCUUGAGCCUCGCAACGGCUCUAUCAUGUCCAUCAUCACCGAGGAAUCAAGCAUCGGAACAAAUUCACCAAGACCCAACUCGUUAGCCAGUCGAGACCGAGAGGGCGAAUCCGAAGUCAACGAGAUUGAUGAAGAUGACCCUCGGGAGAAGAUUGUGGGCCUUCUCGCAGCAGGACUGUGA
Aureobasidium melanogenum CBS 110374 is the source of this 1914-nucleotide messenger RNA. RefSeq lists its product as uncharacterized. The annotation marks the transcript as partial. Gene Ontology annotation, cellular component: cell septum; cell periphery. Gene Ontology annotation, molecular function: chitin synthase activity. NCBI's taxonomy places the organism in Eukaryota, Fungi, Ascomycota, Dothideomycetes, Dothideales, Saccotheciaceae. The record is from RefSeq and is a predicted model, not a curated record. The transcript has 2 exons.